Entamoeba invadens IP1 is the source of this 936-nucleotide messenger RNA. RefSeq lists its product as hypothetical. The record is from RefSeq and is a predicted model, not a curated record. NCBI's taxonomy places the organism in Eukaryota, Evosea, Mastigamoebida, Endamoebidae. Bases 1 to 936 code for a protein of 311 amino acids. The transcript has a single exon. Gene Ontology annotation, cellular component: nucleus.
AUGAAAAACAUUUUUACUAAAACAAAAACUGAAAAAAAGAGAAAACAUCAAAUGAGCAAAGCAAGUCGAUCCCACUCGAAAAAGUCGACGUCGAAAACUCAAGAAGUUGAAGCGGAGGACCUUUAUUUAGAAGACUCCGAUUCGGAAGUCGAAGAAGUACUUUCUCCGAAAAAACCAAAGCGAAAGAGUUCAUCACAACGUGUCGCCACACAAUCGAAGAGAGGGGAAUUAAGUCCCGAGGAGUUCAACUCGAUAGUGAACGACAUUGUUCGAAAGGCUUUAACAUAUCAAUCCACGAAAAAAAUAUUAACACGAGAAGACAUCGUCCGCACGGUGUUUGCAAAAUAUAAGGUCAACCCCAGAAAUAAGUUUAAAAACUGUAUUGAAGAGGCGACCGCUCGACUUAAAAAACAAUUUGGAAUGGAGUUGAAAGAGAUUAAGACUUCCCCACAGAAGUCUUCAUUCAUCUUGCUCGACUAUACCCCGAUGAAUGAAGACUUAAAGGUAUUACCUCUCGAAGGAAUGACCCACGACGAAGUCGUCGUCCACGGUAUCACAUUCAUUAUUCUGGCUUUGACAUCACUCAAUGGUGAAGCUAUAUUCGAUGACACACUUAUCGCACAUUUGCAAACACUUGACAUCACUGCAGUACCCGGACAACCAUCUCUACAAGUGUUCAUUGAUAAAGUUCUAACCAAACAAUACUACUUACGAAGAAUUAUACUCACAAAUGACAAUGGGACGAAGACUAUUAAAUACUCGACGGGAGCAAGGGCUUAUGCGGAACUAGGAAAGGACGGGUUAUAUUCGUGGAUUGCAAAAAUACAUGGAGACGAAUUGGCAGAGAGUGAGAAAGCAAUGUUCAAGAAAGAGACGGAGAACAUGUUGAAGGAGAACUACGACGAGGCGGAAGAUGCCAAUUUGAUUGAUAAUUAA